This is a messenger RNA of Coniosporium apollinis CBS 100218, 978 nucleotides long. RefSeq lists its product as uncharacterized. Gene Ontology annotation, biological process: tRNA wobble uridine modification. The transcript has 2 exons. The record is from RefSeq and is a predicted model, not a curated record. Gene Ontology annotation, molecular function: S-adenosylmethionine-dependent methyltransferase activity; tRNA binding. Gene Ontology annotation, cellular component: nucleus; cytoplasm. Bases 1 to 978 code for a protein of 325 amino acids. Lineage: Eukaryota; Fungi; Ascomycota; Dothideomycetes.
AUGGCCGAUGACUUUCCGCGCGGGGAGUCCUACGAAGCCGAACACGUCCACGCUGUGUACGAGCAAAUCGCAUCCCACUUCUCCUCGACGCGCUACAAGCCCUGGCCAAUCGUAACCUCCUUCCUCUCUUCCCUCCCUCCCGGCGCAAUCGGCCUUGACGUCGGCUGCGGAAACGGCAAGAACCUCUCCACCGCCAGGGGCACCUCUGCCUCCUCCUUGUCACUCUCCAGCGGCAUCUUCACACUCGGCUCCGACCGCUCGCCCUCGCUCAUCCGCCUCGCAGCCCAGCACCAACAGCACAGGAGCGGCGCGGAUGUGGUCGUAGCCGACGCCCUGGCGCUCCCGCAUCCGCGCUGUAGGUUCGACUUCGCGAUCUGCGUGGCUGUGCUGCAUCAUUUCUCGACUGCGGAGCGGAGGGUUGAGGGCAUGAAGGGGGUGUUGGAGGUGCUGAGACCGAGGCACAAAGUUGCUGAGGCUGGUGAGGCUGGCGAGGCUGGUGAUGGGAAGGGCGCCGGGCUGGAGAAUGCCGGGGAUAGGGAUGGCGAGGGUGGGAAGAACGGUGAUGGUGGCGGAAAGGCGCUUUUCACCGUCUGGGCGCUGGAGCAGCAGGGGAGUCGGCGGGGUUGGGAUGAGGGGUGUGAGCAGGAUGUCAUGGUGCCUUGGGUGAUGAAAGGUGGUGCUGGAGGUGGCAAGGUGCGAAAAAAGGGUAGGAGGGAGGAGGCAAAGGAACGACUAAUCGCGAAGAGCACCGCUGAAGUAGCAGAAAAUUCGGAGGAUGGCGCUUCGGAGAAGCGAGAGGGGUUGGGAGAGGAGGAAGGACUAGCCGCGGAAGAGCAGGAGAGGACAUUUCAUCGGUACUAUCAUCUGUACAAGAAGGGCGAGUUGGAGCAUGACAUUGUCGAAGCGGGGGGCGUUGUGCUCGAGUCUGGGUACGAGAAGGACAAUUGGUGGGCUGUUGCGGCACGUCAGGCAACCUGA